Messenger RNA from Peniophora sp. CBMAI 1063, 381 nucleotides. The record is from the annotation of a GenBank genome assembly. Lineage: Eukaryota; Fungi; Basidiomycota; Agaricomycetes; Russulales; Peniophoraceae.
AUGAGCACUCCCGUCGCCUCUAGCAGCUCUUCGAGCGCGACGUACUACGCUAUGAAGGAGACUGCGAGUCUCUCAACGCCCCCUCAGCCCCGACCCUUCCAUUCGAGCGUUCUCAGCUUCGCAAGAUUGUUCGGCCGCCACUUGCUCAUGAUCAUACCCUACCUCCUGAUCCACAUACCGCACGGAUCCAUCAUCCUCAUGACCCUCGCCUUCGUCGCUUUCCACAUCGGUGUCAUCGUAUCUGCGAAUAAAGAAAUCGACUGGACAUCGUUCGCCGACGCCGACGCCGCUUUCGAAGAAAUCUCCAUCAAAGCCGAAUACGACGAGGCUGGCCGUUUCCUUGUCAAGGCGAUGUAUAGCGCGGGAAUCCCGUUCUCAUGA